This is a messenger RNA of Manis javanica (Malayan pangolin), 1363 nucleotides long. The record is from RefSeq and is a predicted model, not a curated record. Lineage: Eukaryota; Metazoa; Chordata; Mammalia; Pholidota; Manidae.
GUGUCGGCUUCCAAGUUGGAAAGACCCAAGGAAGAGAAGGGUGUCCACGUCGCACAGAGGAACGGCUUCCGCCCGUUUUACCUCGCGCGGGCAGGCGCCUUUCCAAAGCCUUUCGGGAAAGUUGCUGUGGUGACGUCCCCGGGCCAGGAAAGGAGAGAGCGGGAGAGCGAGUGCACAUUCAUAAGAUUCUAUUAUCAGAUUUCAUGGUAUAAAGCGUGGGACAUCACCUAAGCACUCACCUGCUACCCAAGAGGCCAUGUUUUGGAAGAUGCAUCUGCUCUAUGCGGUCCUUGUUUGGCUGUCUCUUAGCUAUGGUUUUGAUCCUAAGUGUCCUGGAAGAUGUAGCUGUGAUUCCAUGCAGUCGGUACAGUGUUACAGGCUAACUGAGGUACCAUCAGGUAUUCCUUCUACCACCAAGAAGCUCUACAUCAGCCACAGCAGAAUUCAACGCCUUCAGCUAUGUAAUUUCACCCGAAUGUUGGCUCUAGAAGAUUUUAUUCUGUUGGCCAGUGGAACAGAGUCAGUAGAAAAUGAUACCUUCAAAACUCUGAGUACCUUGAAGACCUUGGAACUCUGGAAAAAUAAGUUAAGACGAGUCCCCAGUGCUCUCCCAGCCAGUCUUGAAGUGCUAAAACUAAAUGAUAAUUCAAUAUAUGUCCUACAGGGAUCUGAUUUUGAAGGACUAAAGAAAUUAAAAAUCCUUGAACUUAAAAACAAUCUGAUCUCUUCUCUCUCUUCCCGCACGCUCUCCUCCCUUGUCAGUUUGGAAAAUUUGAUGUUGGAUGGCAACAGUAUUGAGUCUGUAGCUGGACAGCUGGUACUUCCCCAUCUGAAACAUAUGAGCAUGGAGAAUAAUAAAAUACAUCUUAUACCAGCUAAUUUCUUUACAUCUCUUCAGUCUUUGCAAUUUCUCAGUUUCAGUGGUAACUUUCUGACUAAAAUGCCUGUAAAUAUGCCCAAAUCCUUGUUCUCUUUAAAAAUGGAGAGAAACCAACUCAAAGUAGUAAGGUUUCGAGAUAUGAAACACUUGGAGAAUCUUUCCCAUCUUUACCUGUCAGAAAACUCUCUCUCUUCCAUUGAUGGGGCACAGCUCCUUGCCAAUUUAACUACUCUUGAGCUGUCCCAAAACCAGCUUCAGAUGUUGCCCCUCAGACUACCAGCAAGGCUACAAAAACUUGAUAUUAGCAAUAAUCUGAUUCAGAGAGUUACAGCACAAGACUUCCAGGACCUCCAAGACUUGAAACAUUUGUUUCUGGACAACAACAUCGUCAGCCUGUUCGAAGCUGGAGCCCUACAGAGGUGUUCCCAGCUCUCCAACCUGGCACUGGAACAAAACCUGCUGUUGUCUAUACCUCUAAGGUAA